Paramecium pentaurelia is the source of this 1206-nucleotide messenger RNA. The record is from the annotation of a GenBank genome assembly. Lineage: Eukaryota; Ciliophora; Oligohymenophorea; Peniculida; Parameciidae.
AUGAAUUUAGAUUUUUCUAAACUAAAUGUCUAUGCCAAUUCCCUUUUAGCUAUUAGGUUAUGUAUUGUUGGUUAGAGUAAUCCUUCCUUGAUACCAUAAAUUAUGCCUAAGCUUGAAGAGAAUGGUCUUUAUUUGUAAACAUAUUCAUAUAUACAUUAGAGGAGCUGCAAUUUUGGCAGAAAAAUUAAAAAUUUCAUAUUAGAAAGAAGAAUUAACUCUUAUACGAAAGUUUAUUACAGAUAAAAAGAAUUAGAUCUAACAAACUAAAAAUUUAUAAAAUAGAAAUGCUUUAAAAGAACUCUUCAUCUAAUUAGGAGACUUAUAUCUCAAAUAUGGAGACUUAGUUGAAGCUUAUGCUGCCUAUUAUAAGGCCCAUGAAAAUAAUUAAACAUAAGAAGCCUUAGAUUAUGCAAAUUCAUGGGUGACUUGUAUGAUUUUAAGCAAUAAUUAUAUGCACUAUAAAGUUAUUAAUGUCAAUCCCAAAGAUUAAGAUGUUAAAGGAUAUUAGAAGUGGUUAUUAUUAAGUGCCAUUAGAAAUUAUGUUAGAAUGGAUUACAAGAACUUUUUAAUUGACUUAUUACAAAUUGAUGCCAAUUAUCUUGAAUAAGUAGAAUUUAUAACUAGCUAUUUUGAUUUAAGCAAAUAUUUUGCUAUAGCUAGUCUUAUCACAAAAUUACCUAAAGAUAUUAUUGAAACAUUAUAACAUCCAUUUAUUAUUAGAAUACUAGAUGCAGAUCCUUCAGUAUUGGAGACUUUGAAUUGUUAUAUAGACUAUGAUUUUGUUUAAUUAAUUUAGAAAUCUUAAUUACUCAUUGUAUUAAUAUUUCAUAUAAUAUUUUAGAUUGAAUUAGAUAGAGAUGUCAUAUCAGCUCCACUUAUACCAUAAAUUAAAGAGAAGAUCAUUAACACAUUAUUAAAAUAAGUAAUUAUAAAUUUAUAUUAAAUUAGUAUAUUAUUAAUUUUAAAAGAAUGUCUUUAAUUUCAUUAGCUAAUUUAUUGAAUUUAAAGUAGUUUGAAGCUCAAGAUUUAGUAGAAAAAUUAAUUAGAUCUGAAAGUCUUAAUUAUGUUAUUGAUCCAAUAGAUAUGAUUGUUCAUGAAAAGUACAGUCAUGAAUAAUAAUAAAUACGUUAAUGUCAUUAACUUGGAGUAACAGUUUUAAAAGCAUUAGAUCAUAAAUAUUUCUAAAUUCUACAAGAUUAAAAAUGA